AUGGAAAGAUACCGUGCGGCAUCGCUCUUUCAGCCCCCGAGCCUGGUCAAGGCGCUAGAGGAUACUAUGAAACUGGGACCUGGUCAUUCCACACAUUUAAUGGGUACUAUCGUCUCAAUUCCACACACAAUCUCUGCCCGCACUCUUGCAGUAUUGGGCUAUGAUUUUGUGAUGAUCGACGCACAGCAUACGCCCAUCGAAGCCGAGAACCUCGUUCGCUUGAUUCAGACUGUUAGCCUCUCCAGCCAGGGGAGGACUGUACCGAUCUGUCGAGUACCAUCCACUCAAUCACACCUAUUAACCUAUGCGCUUGAUGCGGGAGCGGCAGGCAUCAUUUUUCCGCAUAUCGAUACGCCUGAGCAAGCUGCUGAAGCUGUCAGAAAGUGUCGGUAUGCGUACUCAGGCGGUGAUCGAUCUCUCGCUCCAGCGGUAUUAGUCCCUGGCGUUACAGAUAUCGCACCGACAGGAUCCUCGCAUGCGCAUGUAGCCGAUGAUAAUCUCGCAGUGAUCAUUCAGAUCGAGAGCCCGCUUGCACUAGAAAAUGCGGACGCUAUUGCUGCAGUUCCCGGCGUGAACGCAUUAAUGCUUGGAGCUGGGGACCUCCGAGUCGCUAUGCGCCUCCCGCAACAACUGGGCGUCCCUGAAGAUCCUAAAUUGAUGGAAGCAAUAGAUCGAUUGGUGAGAGUGUCACGGCGGCAUCAGAAGCCGUUGGCGGUGGUGACUUGUAAGGUGGCUAAUACCACUAAUGAAUGGCUGAAAGACUUUCAGCUGUUGAUGUUAACAUCGGAUUAUUUAUCUGUUGUUAAGGGCCACAAGGAGGAUUUAGCGCAGAUGACGAAGAACAUUGCAGAGCUGCACGGCUUAAGGAAUUGA
Messenger RNA from Penicillium subrubescens, 873 nucleotides. Its product is annotated as HpcH/HpaI aldolase family protein. The record is from RefSeq and is a predicted model, not a curated record. Bases 1 to 873 code for a protein of 290 amino acids. NCBI's taxonomy places the organism in Eukaryota, Fungi, Ascomycota, Eurotiomycetes, Eurotiales, Aspergillaceae. Gene Ontology annotation, molecular function: aldehyde-lyase activity. Gene Ontology annotation, cellular component: cytoplasm. The transcript is spliced from 4 exons.